Molecule: messenger RNA, 1643 nt
Organism: Xyrauchen texanus (razorback sucker)
Lineage: Eukaryota; Metazoa; Chordata; Actinopteri; Cypriniformes; Catostomidae
Product: N-terminal EF-hand calcium-binding protein 1-like
Exons: 13
Coding region: 125-1288 (387 amino acids)
Biological process (GO): regulation of amyloid precursor protein biosynthetic process
Cellular component (GO): cytoplasm
Molecular function (GO): calcium ion binding
Source: RefSeq, a predicted model, not a curated record
UUACAUUGACACUGAAGAUAGCGCGCUCACACUGGUUGCACGCUCAAUUGUGGGGACGAUUGAGGGUUUACGAUACUAAACAAAGGCAAGAGUUACAGAUUAUUAUUUAUCACAAGGAAUAAAUAUGGAUUGUUCUGAAGAGGUCCAGCCACUUUCAGAUGAAGCCAGUACUCCGAUCGAGUUAAAGAAAGGCAUGUCAAUAUUUUUGGAUAUAUUGAGAAGAGCUGACAAAAAUGAUGAUGGGAAGCUGUCCUUUGAAGAGUUCAAGGCUUAUUUCUCAGAUGGCGUUCUGUCGGGAGAUGAACUGAAGGAGCUUUUCCAUAUGAUUGAUACUCAUAACACGGACAAUGUGGACACAGAUGAACUCUGUGAAUACUUUUCUCAGCACCUUGGAGAAUAUAAAAAAGUUCUUGCUGCCUUGGAAGACCUGAAUGUCUCCAUUCUGAAAGCCAUGGACAAAACCAAGAAGGAGUACCAAGAGUCCACACAUUUGGAACAGUUUGUGACACGCUUCCUCCUGAAGGAGACCGCCAGUCAGCUUCAGUCUCUGCAGAGCUCUCUGGAGUGUGCCAUGGAGACCACAGCUGAACAGACCCGACAGGAGAGACAAGGUCCUGUAAAGCCUGAGGUGCUGUCGAUUCAGUGGUCAGGACGGAGAUCUAAUCGAAGACUUCAAAGGAAUAACAGCUUGUCUCCAAACAACCCACUUACCAACUUCGUCAAUUCAGGUCUAUAUGAAGAGGACAACCAAUGGGUGACUCAGAUAAACAGACUGCAAAAGCUGAUCGAUCGUCUUGAAAAAAAGGAGCUGCGUCUGGAGCCUGUUGAAGAAGAGGUGUUGGAUAGCACCACCAAAUCACACAUUUUGAUUGUACAGAGGCAGUUCUCAGUGCUGGAGGAUGAGGUGGAGGAGUUUCGUCUGGCUCUCAGACAGUAUAUUGACUGCACCAGUGUCCAGACCGGCUGCCUACAUGUUGCAGUUCAGAGGCUUUCCAAUGAAUCCCGCUUCAUACUGUAUGAAUUCUGGGAGCAAAGCAAUGUGUGGAAAAAUCAUCUCCAGACCAAUUACAGCAAAACCUUCCAAAGAGGAAAUGUGGAUUUCUUAGAGACACCAGAAAUUAUGACAACUAUGCUGGUUCCAGGUGAACAAAAAACUCUCUCUGAUGGCAAAAGAUGGCAAAAUCCAAAGCUGACACACUAUAGUGAUGCCAGAAAUUACGCAGAUCACACUCGAUUGAAAUCUGUGUCCCUUUGUCAUCAGGAAGUGACCACUUGUGUUCAUAUUUGAUGUGUAGUCAUGGUGACAAGCACUUGCUGUUGUAACAUUGUUAGCUCUAUAUGAAAAGUGCAAACUCUAGACGAUAGCAAAUAAAGCAAUGAUAUAUUUAUUCUGUAGCGCUCUCUGACACCAUAGAUGUUUCAUCAGAAAUAUGCUAUUUGUUAAUCUUUGAAUUGAUAGUACGGUGAUGUGUACUGUCAUAUUAUGUACUGUUUGUCUAUAGAACAUGACUGUGUCUCUUAUGUAGCAGUUCUUGCAAUCUCGUUAAUCCUGAUAAUAUCAGACCAUUUCUUUGAAAAUAUAUAAUUGGUUUAUUAUUUUUUUAUGUACUGUAGUUUGUCAUCUCUAAAUAAAAAUAUGACAA